AUGGCGAUUUCGUCCGAUGCUCCCGCAUUGCCCCGUCUGAGGAUCGCCAUCUCAGGUGGAGGACCGGCUGGACUAGCAGCAGCCAUAGCACUUCUUGAAAAACCAGGAUUCGAGGUUACUGUAUACGAACAAGCCACAGAGCUGCGAGAGGUUGGGGCAGGCUUGAGGGUCGGUUACAACUCCUGGAGAGUUCUUGAACUCCUGGGCGUGGCAGACAAGGUCAAGGGACACAUCAAGGUCGACCAUCAACAUCGGCGAACUGUGUUGCAAGACGCUCUGAAAAGCCGUGUUCCUCAAAGCUUUAUUCAACUGAAAAAAAGAUUGAUCGACUUGGUUCAACAACCGGGUGGAGGCGUAGCACUGGUGUUCGAGGACGGCACGUCUGCAUCCGCGGACUUGGUCAUAGGCGCGGACGGUAUUCGAUCCGCUGUUCGAAGAGCCACUUUCCCCGACCACGAGAUUACGUACAAUGGAACGACCAUCUGGCGCUGUUUGAUCUCCCUCGACGCUGUUGACCACCUUUCGAUCACCAAGUAUACAGCGUUUCAUCAUGGUCCGGGGAGAAUUUUCAAAUGCUCAGUGGUUUCCACGGAAGAAGAGAUCGGCGAGGGAAAGGGGUUAUGGGAAAUGACUUUGCGCUCAUAUGAAGAUCCAGCGAAGGCAAGGGGAAAGAAGUAUAGCUGGGGUAUUCCGGCCACAAACGAACGAGUCGCCAGUCACUUCAAGGCAUUUUCAUCGGAAAUCCAGGAGGCUAUCGGCCACGUUCCCGAGGGGAUAUGGAAAGAGUUCUCGGCGUUCUCCGGGCCCAGGCUCCAACGAGUCGUCGCUAAUGGUAACACCGCCAUCAUUGGGGAUGCAUCCCAUCCUCUAUUAGGAGCCUUCGGAACAGGAGCAGGCUUUGCCAUGGAGGACGCAUGGCUGCUCGCGCAAAUGUUAGAGUUCUAUAUCAACCGACAUAUGAGCGACAAAGACCGAGCUAUUCGACAGAGCCUUGACUUGUUCGACAAAGUCCGCUCGCCUUACUACCACAAGAUCUACGAUGUACUUGAUGCUAGGCCCAAAGAUGGUAAAGUCGAUUAUGCCGCAUGGUCGCCAACGCCAGGAGGGCCUUUGAAUUGGAUUUACUUCCACGACAUUGAGGAUGAUUGGAAACAGUCAAAGAAAGUGAUAUAG
Molecule: messenger RNA, 1173 nt
Organism: Diaporthe batatas
Lineage: Eukaryota; Fungi; Ascomycota; Sordariomycetes; Diaporthales; Diaporthaceae
Exons: 5
Coding region: 1-1173 (390 amino acids)
Biological process (GO): secondary metabolite biosynthetic process
Molecular function (GO): FAD binding
Source: RefSeq, a predicted model, not a curated record